AUGGAUAAUGGUGCGGCUAUAUCAUUGGAGAUCGUACAACUACUACAUAGUCGUCGAACUGAAGGCUGCACCAACAAGGCGAUGGACAAGGCUGCAGCGGCAGGACAUCUGGAUAUCGUUCAGUUCUUGCAUAACAAUCGAAGUGAGGGAUGUACAAAGGAAGCGAUGGACAACGCAUCAAAGAAUGGACAUCUUGACGUGGUCAAGUUCUUGCAUGGUCAUCGAAGCGAAGUGGCAUCGUGCUUCGAAUCCGCUUUGGCUAAUGCCGCAUGGAAUGGUCACCUUGCCAUCGUUCAGUACCUUCACCAACAAUUUGCGGACCGCAAGUUAAAUAUCUCAAUUGAUAACCCAGCAUAUAAUGGACACUUGGAUGUCGUACGCUACUUGCACAAGAAUGAUGCCACGGCCUUUUGUUCAGAGUUGGCGAUGGGUAAGGCGGCGGCAGGCGGACAUCUUGAGGUGGUCCGCUACCUACAUACCAAUUACCAAGUGGGCUGCACGGGGUGGGCUAUGGACCAGGCUUGCUCAAACGGAUAUUUGGAUGUCGUUCGGUUUCUACAUGACAAUCGAACAGAGGGUUGCUCUACUAGGGCUAUGGACCUAGCCUGCGCCGGUGGUCAUUUGGAUGUCGUUCGAUUCCUACACGACAACCGAACAGAGGGCUGUACUUUUACAGCAAUUGAUGGAGCAGCGUACACCGGCCAACUGGACAUUAUCAAGUUCCUGCACCACAACCGUACGGAAGGAUGUACGACCGCCGCUUUAACUCAAGCUGCGUGGAAAGGACAUCUCGAGAUCGUCCAGUUCCUCCAUCUAAACCGCACAGAGGGUUGUUCCACCGCGGCCUUGGACAAAGCCGCGACAAAUGGUCACCUCGAAGUUGUCAAGUACCUUCAUUUCAAUCGCACGGAAGGAUGUACGACUGAAGCACUGGACACUGCUGUUCGCUUUGGACAUUUGGACACUGUCAAAUUCCUCCUUCAUCAUCGUACUGAAGGUGGAUCCGAACAUCUAUUGGACCAGGCCACUGGACGGAAUGGUAAUCUUGAUACAAUCAAAUUCUUGAAUCAAUCUGAGGGCUCUGCCACAACCGAAGCAAUGAACAGUGCUGCAAAAGAUGGAAGAUUGGACAUUGUUCAGUAUUUACAUUUUAAUCGAACAGAGGGAUGUACAGUCGAUGCUAUGGACGAUGCAUGCGCAAAUGGAUAUCUGGCCAUUGUACAAUUCCUUCAUAAUCGUACAGAGGGCUGUACAUACAAGUCUAUGUUACUUGCUGCAAGUUAUGGAUAUAUUUCGGUCGUACAAUUCCUUCAUCAUAAUCGUUCGGAACAUAAUGACGGCACCAUCGACAUUAUACUAGAGAGGGCACAUCCCAAAGUUCAAGAGAUCAUGUUUCAUUCAUUCAUUCACUUCAUCAUUAUCUCUAUCUUGUACAUAUAUUUAUAUACUUUUACAAUGUCCGCUAUAUUCAAUUUCCAAAGUCUGUUGGUAGUGUUGCUACUGUUCAUCUGUACAUGUACUUAUAUUCGUGGAUCAUAUCCCAAGUUGUUGGAUGUAAAGGACAAGCAUAGUUUAUCAGGAUUACCUUGGAAGGCAGCGAGAAUAGGAGAGCGACUGAGUCCUUGGGUAUCAGUAGCAUGUAUAAUCAUGGGUGUUGUGUUGUUAUUCUAA
Molecule: messenger RNA, 1671 nt
Organism: Acytostelium subglobosum LB1
Lineage: Eukaryota; Evosea; Eumycetozoa; Acytosteliales; Acytosteliaceae
Exons: 4
Coding region: 1-1671 (556 amino acids)
Molecular function (GO): protein binding
Source: RefSeq, a predicted model, not a curated record